Molecule: messenger RNA, 1923 nt
Organism: Naegleria gruberi
Lineage: Eukaryota; Heterolobosea; Eutetramitea; Acrasida; Naegleriidae
Exons: 1
Coding region: 1-1923 (640 amino acids)
Molecular function (GO): protein binding
Source: RefSeq, a predicted model, not a curated record
AUGACAGAAACACUCCCUCUCGCUGAUCUUACACAUCCCUAUCAAGAGGAGACAGAUCCAAAGUUUGCCGAAUUAUUAAAACAAGCCUUUUCUAUUAAUAAUGGUGAUUUGAAUAUUUCGGAUGAUGCAAUUGAUCAAUUUUGGAAGAUUAAUUUUGUAUUGAACGGAGGAGAGCAGAUCAAAACUUAUCAUCUUCAUCAGGAGGCUUUGAAAAAUUAUAGUGAAUUGUUUGGUGAUUUGAUUAGAAAUGCUUUUGAAUUUUCUGAUGUGAUGGAAAAAUCUACAACCAUUGGUUUGAUGAUUCCGAAUGAACUGGCUGUUUUUGAGAAGAUAAUUAUUCCAUGUUUAUAUGGAUCGAAACGUACUUCGAUCUGUAGAGGAUUAGAUUUGGUAAUUGCUUAUAAUUUCUUUGAUUAUUUGCAGAUGGAAGGUUGGAAACAAGCUGUUAAGAAGGAAUUAGAUGAAUUGUAUUCUUUCAAGUCAAUUAGGUUGAAAUCAGAAUGUUUGGAUCAACAUACGGAAUACUUUUUGAGGGUUUUCUUUACAGAACAUCCAACAUUUGUUAUUGACACAUAUUAUAUCAAUUAUCACUAUGAGAGAUUUGUGAUUGGUAUUAACAAAUUCCUUUUAGAAAAGAAUAGAAAGAGGUGCCUUCAACUCUUGCUUGGUUUUGAUAUCUUUUCAUUUAUUUCCUUGUUAUCUAAUGAAAAGAUAGGAAUUUAUUCGGAAUAUCAAGUGUAUCGAGCUAUUUCUUGGUUCAUCGAAUCACAUCCAGAGAUUAAUCAAGUUGAAAGGGAUAAUUUGUGGAAAUCAUUGAGAGUUUGUAGUCUUAGUAAUCAGGAAUUUGAGGAGCUCAUGAGCAAUUCAACCAUAAGUGAAAAUUUAAAAAAUGAAAUGCAAAACAACCGACUCAAGAACUAUUCAGAAUUGGAGCCACGAACCUACAUUCAAUCGAUUGUGUAUUGUGGAUCUAUAAGUGGAUAUAUCGAAGUUUGGGAUCUCUACAGAGAAAAAUGCGUCACCUCAUUGAAAGUGCAUUCCAAUAUUAUACACGAUAUCAAAACCUUUAAAAGGGAGAAUCAAAAUUAUAUUUUCACAUGUGGAGAGGAUGGUCAUGUUAUACUUUCCCGAUGUUCUAAUGAUCAUUCAAUAUUGGAACAAUUGACCAGUUUUAAAUUAGAAUCGCCAGUCCUCACCAUGGACUUGAAUGAUAAUUUUUUGGUUGUAAACUCAAGUGUAGGGUCUAUUCAUAUUUUUGAUAUUUCGAUUAGCUCACCAACAGAUCCUACUCCAAUAUUUAAGGAAGUGCAAUUCGAAAGAAAGGCAGAUACUUCAAAUGUUCGUUGUGUUUGUCUCUUUGGAGAUUAUUUAAUUGCAGGUCUAGUUAAUGGUGCAGUAAAGAUGUGGUAUGCUGGAAACUUAUCGGAGGAAUGGGAUGUAAAAAGAUCACACACGGAUGCUGUACUCUAUUUAAAACGGGUCACUAUUGAUCAUAAGGAUUAUUUAUUGAGUGCCUCAUGCGAUAGGUCUGUAGUUUUGUGGGAUAUUUCUGAUGCCCAUUUUGUACAAGUCAAGAAAAUUGAAGUAUCCAAUGGAUUUGUUUAUGCCGUUGAUGUCAUGUUGCUCUCAUCAGAUUUGAGUAUGAACUAUAUAGUAACUGGUUCAACAGAUAGACAAGUUACCAUCGCCAAAUUUGAUGGACAACAAUCAAAGGCAUUGAGAAGUCACAAAAACUUUGUCUAUGAGGUAAUUGUCAAUAAUCUCAGUAUUAUUAGUUUUUCAGAUGAUAAUACCAUUCGAGUGUGGAAUUCAGAAAGUGGAGAAUGUGAUCAAACUUUCCAUCCAUCAUCUAGCAUUAGAUGUGCAACACUUCCUUCUUCCUGUAACUCUGUUUUACCUCAUUCCACAUGUCCAAUCCAAUAA